GCUCAACAAUGGAGGGCGCUAUUGCAUUAGUUCAAGAUGGCGACUCACAUGGCAUUGAUGAAAGCUAAGAACAACCAAAACAAGGAGAACGUCCGGUGCCAAAAAUGCCUUGAGUUUGGCCACUGGACCUAUGAAUGUUCAGGAAAGCGAAAGUACGUCCAGCGAACCUCACGGAUGUCUCACCUCAACAAGAAAAUCAAGCAGGCAAAAGAGCAGGCCGAGACACAACUUGUACCCAAAACAGAUGGUAAACCAGCACAUGCCAAGAGCAAAAAAUCUAAGAGGCGCAAGGCAAGCUCUUCAUCAAGUAGCAGUAGCAGCGAUGAGGACUCCAGUGAGGACAGCGAUUCCAGCGACACGGACUCGGACAGUUCAGACUCCUCCAGCAGCGACAGCAGUGAUGCCUCUGACAGCGACAGCUCUGACAGUUCUAGCACCAUCACCAGCAGCAGCGGCAGCACUAGCAGCAGCAGCACCUCCGACUCGGACAGAGGGAAGAAGAUCCCCCGCAAAAAGCGUAGGCGGUGAUUCUUGCGUCUAUGGUCCCAGAGGUUAGAAAAUCGGACCCCAGUUCCAACGUUAAGUCACACUUAGUGUACCAACACUGGAGUUUCGAAGAAGGGCAAGUAACCUUGCUGCACGUGUAUGUGGCGGACACUUUUCAACUAAUUAGACAAACAGUACUGACCUUCUAAUUUUUUUUUCGCACUGGUCAGUUUUGUCACACUGCCCACAGAUGGCCUUGAAGCUGUAAUUCUGCAGCACUGUGGUAAGGCCAAGUGACAUUUAAAGAAAUUUACUGUGUAACAUGUACUUCAAGUGGCAUACUCCGAAUAUAAAGCCCGCUAAAUUUCCAGGGUUUAUCCUUGUAUUUAUACAAUUUUAGUGUAAGUCACCUUUUGAGGCACAGGUCCUUGGAAAACUCUACAACACAUUUCUCACAACACUCUGUGGUCUUUGAUGUCUGUCAGACAGGUCACAUACAUGUAUGAAUCGAUGGCUUAGGUUUUUGGGGGGCAUUAGCACGGCACAGUGGAUGGCGGAAGCCAAAGACAGCAACACCGGCUGUAUGCAGAGUACCACACCAGAGAUGUCAGAUCAGAGAUGGUGGUGGGAAAUACACUGUGUGUAUAACAUCAGUGCAAACAAUUUACGUGCAUUGCUUGGCAAGAUGAAAUGGCUCAGGUGGGAGUUUACAUCAGCUACAAGCAGAAAAGUUGAUUUUCAACUUAUUUUUAUUUCGUACAUUUGAAAACUCUCUCAUUCUGUACGCAGUACUGAAUGUCUAAAGAAACGUGGAAUUUUGGAUUGAACUUUCCGAUGCCCAUGUGUUCUUAUUUUACUUGCACGCUUGGAAGUCCUUUUUAAAAGUUUCACCGAAUUAACGUCUUGUGUGGUUUUGGUAUGUUAAAUGUUACGCCUUUGAUCUGUUCUUUAAAUCAGUUAAAGCUUAUGAAAGCUUUGUCAUUCUUUCAUUGACUUGGAUUCUGUUUCAGUUUAAAUCAUCAGAGAGAAUUGUUACCUUUUAAAUAGUGAUCAUACCUUAACUUCCACGCCGGUUUCACUUUCAACUUGCAAGGUUUUAAUUAAACAAAACUUUUGUCUUGGAUGUAUUUCACUCCUAUGUACAGAAUUAUUCACAAUAUAAGACAAAUAAAUGGAACUCCAAGUAAAAACUCUGAUUUUAUGGAUCAGUUAUAUCAAAUUGUACACUUGAAAACAUCUGUAAAAUUAAACUUCUUCCGAAAAAUGGAAGUUCUGAAUGGAAUGCUGGG
Acanthaster planci (crown-of-thorns starfish) is the source of this 1775-nucleotide messenger RNA. RefSeq lists its product as uncharacterized. Gene Ontology annotation, molecular function: zinc ion binding; nucleic acid binding. The record is from RefSeq and is a predicted model, not a curated record. NCBI's taxonomy places the organism in Eukaryota, Metazoa, Echinodermata, Asteroidea, Valvatida, Acanthasteridae.